Messenger RNA from Drosophila albomicans, 10134 nucleotides. RefSeq names its product cyclic nucleotide-gated cation channel beta-3. The transcript is spliced from 12 exons. Gene Ontology annotation, biological process: monoatomic cation transmembrane transport. Gene Ontology annotation, molecular function: cGMP binding; intracellularly cAMP-activated cation channel activity; protein-containing complex binding. Gene Ontology annotation, cellular component: plasma membrane; intracellular cyclic nucleotide activated cation channel complex. NCBI's taxonomy places the organism in Eukaryota, Metazoa, Arthropoda, Insecta, Diptera, Drosophilidae. The record is from RefSeq and is a predicted model, not a curated record. The coding region runs from base 2554 to 6330 and encodes 1258 amino acids.
GAAAGCGUACACGAGCACGAGCAGCGGAGAGCAGCAUCCUGCGAAACUCUACACACACAAAGAGAGCGUGCCGUCGCCACACACGACACUCCAGAUGCUGUGUUAACGCCGCGGAAUUUUUAGUACUAAAAUGUAGAGGCAUCCAAACACUUUGCCAGUUCAUAGUCGGAGUCUGUGCGGUCCUGUGAACGCAGCGCGCGUUGAUGAAACUGAAAUGAGAUGAGAUGAAGUAAAAUAUAAUAAAAAUGUGUUGAGCAUGUGGACUGGGUGAAACGGAGUCGUAAGCGAAGAAGAAAAACGCAGAAAAAAGAAAAAAAUUAAAAGUGGAAUUUAAAUCGUUUAAUAUGUGUGAAAUCGCAUUGAAUGGCGAGCGAAAAAGCAAUGUGAAAAGCGAAAACUGAAAAUCGCAUUAAUAAAGAGCCACGCAAAAAAAAAAAGAAAGAAGAAAAUCGAAAGAAAGAAAAAGUACCGCUUCAAUUGCUGCUUUCGACAGUUAUGAAAAUCUCUGGAGAAACUUGAAAUGCGAUUACGGGCGAAAAAUUUGCAUUUGUAUGUUGUGCGGAAAAUUUCGGGUAAAACAUAAUUUAUCAUUGCAUACUUUGCAGCUGGCCGCGGCCGAGCAGCUGUUUUUCGGAGAGGGGUAAAAUCGCAAUCAGAAUCGCAAUCGAUGCCAAAUGAUUGCCACGUGCUAAUGGCAUGCAUGUCCCCGCAUGUCCAAGCAUGUCCGAGCAUGUCGCAUUGCAAGCUUAUCACUCGCUUAAUUAUGCAAACAAAGCAGCAGCAUCAGCCGCAGAAACAACAAUAACAGCAACAAGACGUUGAACUAGCGUUGCCAAUUAUUCUCAAAAAACGAGAAAGGCAGCCAGACAACAAAGAGACAAAGCCACAAUAGCAAAUGGCAAUUGGCAAUCCAAUCUCCAAAAAUAAACGAAACGAAAAACUAACCAACAAAAAAUAAAUAAAAUAAAAGAAAAGCGAAAAUAGAAAUAUAAACGCUGUAAAGUGCACGAAAAAGAAGCUGGAAGUUAUUUCGUUUGGAGGGGGAGACAACAAACGUGUGUGCGCAAAAUUUGUCAUCAAGCGACACAGCAGCAGCAGCAGCAACAACAGCAACAACUACAACAACAAGAACAGCAGCAGCAGCAGCCCCCGCGCGCGCGUAGAACAAAAGAAAACGUAGCAACGUUCCAAGGCAGCAUCCCAAAAACAUACCAACACACAGACAGCACACACACACAUACACGUACACUGAGAGACACUCACACAGACGCAGUCACGCGCACAUUUCGAGGCGCAUAAGCUUCGCACUUGACUUGAACAUUAAACGUGUACGGCAUGCUCCCCUCACUCCUCCUCACCAUCACCCCCAACGAAUGUGAAAGCAAGGCAUGGUAAUCGAGGCGUACUUUAUACUGCUGCUGCUUGCGCUGCUGCCGAAGCGGCCGCCGCAGAUUAUCGCGGUCUGCAUUGUGCGCCUGUGAAGAGCUCCCAAAAAACCAAAAAAAAAAAACGAAAAAACGAAAAUAUUUGACAGCUGUCAGCGCGUUCGUUCUGUGCUUCUUCUCCUUCUGCUUCACCUUCUUCUUCGCAGUCGCCGUCGCUGUCGCCAUGUUGUUGUUGUGACGGUUCGGUUCGGUCGUUGCUCGCGCCUCCUGCUGCAUAUGUGUGUUGUAUGUGUGAUGCAUGUGUGUGAGUGCGGCAUAGUUUUUGUUCCACUUGAGAGCAAGGUCAGCCGUCAUGCAAAUUGAAAAGCGCCUAAGCAAAAGCAAAACAGAAGCUGUGAGCAGCAGCAACAACUGCAAAAGUAAAAGCAUCAUCAGUAGCAGUAGCAUAAAAAACUGACGUCGUCGAUUCGCCGUCGCCGUCGUCGCCGCACGCAGCGAAAAUGUUUGAGAAAUAUGUCGCCACAUAUGUGCGCGUGUGUGAGCAAGUGAAAUUAAAAUUCCCGCAUGCCUAAUGAAUUCUCUGCGAAAUGUGCCCAGCAACAACAACAACAACAACAACAACGACAACAAUAAGAACAACAUUUGUGGCCCCCUUGUCAUGUGUGUUGUGUUAUGUGUAACGCUGACUUCCAAAUGAUGGACGCCGCAUACUAAACAAUGGCGUGCUAACCAGUGUAUAGCAACAACAACAACAGCAGCAACAACAAUAAGUACAACAACAGCAACAAGCUGAAAAGAAAGUGAAACCUGCAACGAGCUGGCAAAGCGAGGCAGAAACACACAAAAAAUAGAAAUAGAUUCGAAACGUCGCGUAAGCAAAACAAAAGAUAACGAAACGAGACACAAGGAGCACAUCCAGUGUUGGUUAAGUAAUAACUGUGAGACAAUUGGAAUUGAAACGAAUACCGUUAGAGCGCCAGCAGGCAGUCAAGCAUUCAGCCAUCUCAAAAGCGCCUCAAGGACAUAAUAUACGACACACCAACAACAACAACAACAGUAGCAGCAAGUCAGCCAGUCAGCAAGCAAGUAAGGAACAACAAGCAACAAGCAGGUUGUGAGUGCAAAAAAGAAGGAGAAGGAGGAGGCGCAAGCAUCCGGUGCUGUGGGCAUGUCCACAGCCAAAAGACUGGUGCUCUCGUUACGUGGACGCAAGAACUCGCAGGGCAACUCGGCCACAUCGUCAACGCGUCUGGUAUCCGCCGGCACAUCGCCAGGACAUGAGCUGGAUGAAAUAGCCGUUGUCUCCGGCACCGGCUCGACCAGCCAUCAUUUCUCCUAUGGCGGCUGCAUUGGCAACAACAACGACGCCGCGGUUGUGGCCCUCUAUUCAACAGCUGAACGUAGCAAGGCCACGCCCACUGGCAAAUUGUGCCGUGUUGCCGCCAUCGACGGCGACGCUGACGUUGAUUUCGAUGCUUCGAGUGACUCUGACGUCAAUGAUUACGAUGAUGAUGAUGAUGAUGAUGCGGACUCUGAUGACGAUGAUGAUGACGACGAUGAACGAUGGCGGCCAAGAGCAUUGAAUGACGACAGAGAAACCACAACAACGCCAAUAGCAAUACAUCAAAACAACAAUAAGUUAAAAUCGACAGAAACAGCAACAGCAACAGCAACCAAAGCAACAAAAACAACGAGUACACAAAAAUUAGCGCCUCGCGCGAGUUUUCCGGAAAUAAUGCAGCCUCGUCUAUCGUUAAACGGCAUGUUGAAUCCGCCGUAUCCAUCGUUGAUGCCAUCGCCGCGUCCGCUAUAUCGCGACCAUAGCUCCAGGUCGAUCAAUCCGCUGACCGCAUACGAGCAGCAAAUGGCCGAGCUCGAUGGCAGCUUCUAUGGCAGCAAUGCCGCAUAUUUGGGCGCUGGCAUGGGCGGCAGUGCUGGCGGCGCCACAACUUGCACCAAUUUGACUGUGGGUGGUGCAACUGGGCAGUCAACUGCCAACUGUGAUGCAGCAACUGCAAUUGGUGGAGGAGGUGGAGGUGGAGUUGGAGUUGGUGCUGGUGUCAACAACAACACUGCUAACAGCUCUGGUGGUGGUGCCUUUCACACAACCGAACUGUCAAUCACACCAACAAUGCCCGCUGAUGAGCAGUUUAUCGAUUUGGGUAGCCUGCGUCGCUUCUCAAUCGAUCGACAGAGCUUUCUCGAUCUAGGACCCAAGUUUGGCAUGUCCCAGCCGAAAUUCGGCCAGAGCGUCUCGCAACAAGGUUUCUUCACGUCGCAUGACAGCCUGGCCACACCAUGCGCCUCACGAGCAUCCAACUCGCAUAUGGCCACCGUAAGCACUGCCUCCGAAAUGGAUUUACUGCACAACAAGCAACGGCACAACAACAAAUCGCGCGGCCGUCUGAAAACCACAAGUGGCGAUCAGCCGCUCCUGGGCACCUGGAAUCGUUCCACUGGCCGCGGCUCGCAGGAUAACACGUUGUCCGGCGGCGGCGGUGCCACCAGCGUACUUAUGGGCCACAACCAGUACGGCGGCAACUACUGCAACGGCACCGAUCGCUACCCGCGCUCGCGUUCGCAGCAGCAAUCGCACCACAAUGCCGGUCAGCAGCCGCACCACCCAUACCAGCUGCAGCACUCUGCCUCCACGGUGUCGCACCACCCGCACGCUCACGGCCCGCCCUCGCAGGGCGGUCCAGGGCCACCUCAUGGCGGCCAUCCACACCAGACACCGCAUGGCGGCGGCGGCGGCAGCGGUGGAGCUGGUGGCGGACAUGCGGCACAGCCGCAUCACCAGAAACCGCAUCGCACUGCCUCGCAACGGAUACGCGCCGCGACAGCUGCCCGCAAACUGCACUUUGUGUUCGAUCCGGCGGGGCGGCUCUGCUACUAUUGGUCGAUGGUGGUGUCGAUGGCCUUUUUGUACAACUUCUGGGUGAUAAUUUACCGCUUCGCCUUCCAGGAGAUCAAUCGACGCACGAUUGCGGUCUGGUUCUGUCUGGACUAUCUGUCCGAUUUCCUCUAUCUGAUUGACAUAUUCUUUCAUUUUCGCACCGGUUACCUGGAGGAUGGUGUCCUGCAGACGGACGCACUGAAGCUGCGCACUCACUACAUGAACUCAACAAUCUUCUACAUCGACUGCCUGUGCCUGCUGCCGCUGGACUUUCUCUACUUGUCCAUUGGCUUCAAUUCGAUAUUGCGCAGUUUUCGGCUGGUGAAAAUUUACAGAUUCUGGGCAUUCAUGGAUCGCACCGAACGGCAUACGAAUUACCCAAAUCUGUUUCGUUCGACUGCCCUGAUACACUAUCUGCUUGUGAUAUUCCAUUGGAACGGUUGCCUCUAUCACAUCAUACACAAGAACAACGGAUUCGGUUCACGCAAUUGGGUCUAUCACGACUCGGAGUCCGCGGAUGUCGUCAAGCAAUAUCUGCAAAGCUAUUACUGGUGCACGCUAGCGCUGACGACAAUUGGGGAUUUGCCGAAGCCGCGAUCAAAGGGCGAGUAUGUGUUUGUGAUAUUGCAAUUGCUAUUCGGCCUGAUGCUGUUUGCCACCGUCUUGGGGCAUGUGGCAAACAUUGUGACGUCUGUGAGUGCGGCGCGCAAGGAGUUUCAAGCCAAGCUGGAUGGAGUUAAGACGUACAUGCGCAUGCGGCGUGUGCCGAAUCAUCUGCAGGUGAAGGUCAUCAAAUGGUUCGAUUACCUGUGGCUCACGCAAAAAUGCUCGGACGAGGAGCGCGCCGUAUCCUGUCUUCCUGAUAAAUUAAAGGCUGAAAUAGCAAUUAACGUCCAUUUAGAUACACUUAAGCGGGUUGAGAUUUUUCAAAACACUGAAGCUGGUUUCCUUUGCGAAUUGGUGCUACGCCUGCGGCCCGUGCUCUUCUCACCGGGCGACUACAUUUGCCGGAAAGGCGAGGUGGGCAAGGAGAUGUACAUUGUGAAUCGUGGACGAUUGCAGGUUGUUGCUGACAAUGGCAAGACGGUGAUGGCCUCGUUAAAGGCAGGUUCCUAUUUCGGCGAGAUUAGUAUACUGAAUAUGGGCACCGCAGGUAAAGAGCUUGGCAACAGACGCACAGCCAGCGUUCGCUCUGUGGGCUACAGCGAUCUGUUCGUGCUGAGCAAAAAGGACAUGUGGGACGUACUAAAGGAGUAUCCGGCGGCGAGAGUGCGCUUGGAGUCGAUUGCUGUCAAGCGACUGGAGAAGUACAAGAAAGCGCCACUGGAGAAAGUCAAAUACUUUAAUGUAGUUGCCAUGGGCCGCUGCCAAUCAACGCCGGGUCUGGUUGAGAGCUGUGGCCGCACCACACUGGAGGACAUGUGGCUGCCGCCGGCCUCCGCGUUGCAUCAUGCGCAGCAACAGCAUCAACAACAGCAACAACAGCAGCAGCAGCAUCAGCAGCUACAACAGCUGCAGCAACAGCAGCAACCACUGCAGCCACAACAAUUGCAACAGCAGCAGCAACAACAACAGCAAUCCCAUGGCUACAGUCCCCGCAGCUAUGCGGAUCAUCUAGUGCGCUCCACCGACUCGCCCCGCUCGGCCAGUCCUAGUGCCCAUGGCUCCGAGGAGCGGCCACGCAGUCGGGCCACCUCACAUCACUCGAUGCGACCGCAAUCGCAGCCCAGUCACACAGGUCACAUUUGCGACUCGAGCUCGCAGCUGGAAUGCUACGGUGCGGGUGUGAGUGGCGUCGGCGGUGGCACAACACCGUUGCUGGGUUCACACGAGGCGUUAGAGGAUGAGAUUAAGCGGCUGAGAGAGCGCCUUCACACGGUGGAGUCGGAGAAUCAGGCGCUCAACACAAAGCUCUCGCAGCAGCAAUGGGAUCUAGAGAAUCGACUGGCCGAGAUCGAGAUGCAGAUCUGCGGUGUGUCGUCCACGUCCAGCGUGGAUCCGGACAAUGAGGCCGAGGAGCUGGAGCGCAAUCGCGAGAGUAUCAUAUAACACGGGAGCGUGCUGCCCCAUCAGCGACAGCCGAUCGGUAUGCUGUACAUAUCAUGUUCCUCAUGACUCCAUGACUCCAUCGCUCGCUCAUUCGACAAACCGAACCAAAGAAACCGAAUCAAAGAAUGCUCAGAAGGGAGAAAAUUGCGGAAUCUCGCCUCAUAUUAACAUUUGCAUCUCUCUCUCUCUCUCUCUUUGUGUCUGACUGUUAUCGCUCUCUCUCUCUGUGUUCUCACUCGCUGUGUGUGUGUUUCACGUACCCUGAACGAAGAAUGCUAUUUUGUAUUUGUAUCUUUCUCUCUUUCUGUGUGUGUGUGUGUUUGUGUGUGUGCGUGUGGUUGAAACAUUUGCCAAAUUUGCCUUACUAACUGAAUGACCCUAAAUAACACCGCGAACAGGAGCAGCAGCUGCUAGCCCAACGCAGGAGGAACAGCAACAACAACGCCAACAGCAACAGCAACCUGGUCAAAUAUUGCGACGCAUGCAACGCGCCAGCAACAAUGCAACACAGACAACACAUGAGCAGCAACUGCAACACCAACAACAGGCAGCAACAAGUGCCAAAUAUUGCUCGCUGUAAGGAGAGACAAUGAGAGAUGGCGAGAAAAAGAUAUAUAAGCAUAAUAUUUAACGAGUGUAAAGAGAAUCGAUUGAGAUCGCUUGUGUUAUGAGAUCAUUCACCACUAAAUGGCACUGCCAGAAUUGUUGUUUAGCCACUGCACCAGAUUGAAUGGUCUGCGCAUUAGGUAAAUGCAAUAUGUACUAUAAAAGGAUUAUUUAUAAUGCAUCCCAUUUGCUAGAUUAGUUCACAACUCUUUCGAUUCCAAAUAACCCAAAAAAGAUAAAAACUAAGUUAGGACUUUUUAACAAAACUAAAUAAUUAUAUUAAUUAAUGACUAUUAUAGACAUUAGAAACUAUCGGAAAAAGCUUUAACGAACAUUCCGAGGAACCCAACUUAAAAAGGAGAAAUCAAAAGAAAAGUUAAAUGAAAUCUACUCAUGAUGAACAACAACCCUCUAUACUAUAUACAUAUACAUAUAACUUCAACUUUUUCCAUGUAUACAUAGGCGUAUUUAGAUAUAUAUAAAGAGCAUCAUUAGCAUUAGUUUCUUCGUUACUUUUAAUAAUGAAAACCAAAAUUUAAAUUAACUAAAAUUCUACAUUUAAUAAUACAAAUAAUUACGAGAGCAUUGUAAAUAUUUUCAGUCUAAGGAUUCAAUUAGAAAAUAUCAAAAAAUAGAACAAAAAAUUAAAUAUAAAUAUAUACUUAAUUAUAAUUAAAUUUAAUUUAAAAUUAUAUAAUGAAAUAAUUAGUGUAUUGUAAUAUUUGCUAAUGUAAUUGUAAUUUGACAAAAACCAAAUUUACUAGAUGUGUAUAUGGGAAACGAUUUACUUUAAAAUUGAAAAUAAUAUUUAAACAAUUUAUGAAGAAAACCAAAAAUAAGCUAACAACCAAAAAUAUUUGCAAAAUAUUUGUACUAUUGGAAAAGAACUGCCACUGCAUACAAGACACAACUAGAAAAAAUAAUAAAAAGAAAUUUAGAAAAACAUAAACAAAAUUACAUUAUACACCAUAUAAGAAACAGAAAACGAAGAAAACAAAUUUCAAUAAAAGGUUAGAAAAGCUGUCGAAAGAAGGAGAACUUUUAAUGCAAUAUUAUAUUGUACUACUAUAUUAGUAUAAAAUAAAUGAUAUAUGAUAUUAUAUUGUAUGGGAUGGUGGUCCGAUAUGUCUACUGAUCGAUCUAAAUGUAUUGUAAUUUAGUUAGUUGCCAAGCUAAACGAAUGCUGAACACACAAAAACACUCACAUUUAAGAGAGGAUUAGUUUAAAGUGAAGCGGAAAAGUGAAGAAGGUUCUGUAGCAGAACUAAGCGAAGAUUUUGGAACCCAUAAUAUGGGGACACGCACUGCAGGCUUAAGUGAUCGAAGAAGAAAAAGAAGAAGACCGAAGAAUUUAGCUAUUAAACUCUAGACAUUAACUAUUAACUAUACUUACUUAGUUACCAUUAGAUGUGUACAAGAGAAGACCAAAUAAUAUUUCAGAAUUGUUCUGUGUCAACACCAAUAAACAAAAACACCAACACGAAAACACACACACACACACACAUACACAGACACACACACUCACACUCGAAUCCAAAGUAAUAAUUACGAGUAUAUACGUGAAAUGAAAUGAAAAACUAUGCUAUUAACUUAUGUGUAUCAAUGAAGUAUGCAAUUGAUUGAUUGAGUGUCUAUAAGCCGCUAGUUAAUGUGCUAUUGAAGCUCCGAGCUGCGAGCAAAUCCCAUGUAGAAAAAUGAAUGAAAUUACCUAAAAAAAAUCUAAAAAAGUAUAUAAUGAAAAUCUAAUUCACUUCAUGCUGAAAGAAUAGAAACACAAAAUUUUGUUAGCAUUUCUCUUAGAUUUAUCUUCUUUGUUCUUUUUUCGGAAAAGAAAGCAACUACCAAAGAAUACAUAAUUCAGAAUUCCUUUUCAUACUAGUUUAAACCAAAUUGUAUUUCGAAACAUUAUUGCAAUUUAUUAUAAAGCAAAACAAGGAAAAAGCAAAAAAAAAAAAAAAAAAAACAAAUGACAUAAAGUUUAUUCAUUAAUAUGCCUACAUUAAUAAUUACAAUAAACAUAAAAUGGGGUUUCAUCUAAGACGAAAAAAUGAAAAAAAUAAAAUGAAAGGAGAAAGAAAAUAAGCAGAAAUUAAAUGAAAUGAAAUUACGCUAAAACGUUGUUGAAGAUAUUUUCAUUGAUUUAGUUAGCCAAGUGAAGUAAAACGUUAUUAUUAAAUAAUAUUAUUAAAUUUUAUUGCUUCUUAGCAUGCUUAUAAAUAGCACAAAAUACAGAGAGAAAUACAGUGGAGAAGAGGAAAUGGAGAAUCCUCUCUCUCUCUCUCACACUCUCUCUUUCUAGCCAUUCUAAAUGUCUGCAAAUGUUUGUUGGCUUUUCUAUUUGGUUAGCUCAAAAGGUGUUUUGUUAAUGGAUUUGUUAUGAGGAAGAAAGAGAUAAGAAACUACAUCGAUUUGGUUGUGUUGUUGCAAAUAUAAAAGAGGAAAUGUUUCGGAAAGUUGAAGCUGAUAAGAAUUACAGAAUGUUACUCGAGCAUGUGCUAAAUGAUUUAAUUCAUACAUUAAUUUAAUGCAUUAUUGUACUAUUGAGAAGAGCAAAGAAACCAACAACAUUUAUAGCUUUAUUUUGUGACUAUAAAUUAAUUAAAUAAUUUAUAAGAGAUUAUACAAUAAAUUAAUUCAGCAUGACUUCAUUAUCAAAAAAAUAAAACUUAUGAAGAAGGCAAAAGCAAAGGCAUAAUAGCAAAAUGAAAUGAAGAGAAACGAUAACAUAUAUUAAAUUAAUGGCAUUUUUUAAGAUAAUAUAUAAUACUUAUGUAUUCAGAGCAGUCAGCGCCGAUUUGCAGCAAGUGAAUCGAGCUUAUACACCAACAACAUCAUCAACAACAAAAACAACAACAGAAUAUAAGUAUAUACUUAUACAUAUAAUACAAAAGAAACUGUACCCAGGUACACUCUCAUGUACUUACAUACUUAUAUGAUCGUGUUCAGAUCAUAGAAGAGCAUUUUAAAGCCAUGUGUGUGUUUUGCCAGUAACUCUGAAGUCUGCAAACACAAAAACAAAAGAACUCAAAAAAGUAACUGACAACUUCAGAGCAAACAAAGGGUAACAAAAACAAAACAAAUUGAUGAAAAAAAUGAAAACGAACAACAAAACACACAAAACACUAAAAAAAAAAUACAAAUAAAAAAUAAAAUCAAAACAAAACAUAAAAAGAAACAUUCUUGAGAUAUGAAAGAAAA